CUCUCUCUCUCUCUCUAUCAUGGAGUCACAGACAUCAUCACUAAUUCCUCAGAUAGACCGUUCAAAGGUCCUUUCCACAGCCAUGAACAACCCCAUCACCUUCAUUCUAGGGCAACUUCACAGCCCAUCCAAGCUCCUAGAGGUCUUCACGUUCCCCAUCCCUGUUUCAUUUCCUUUCCGUCGCUCUCUGAUCUCCACAGCUGAGCUGCUCGCGCUCGUCGGCCUGAUCGUCGCCGGGAGUGUUGCGGGUGUGACUAUCCUUUGGGUGUUGAUCAUCGCGUCAAGCCCCAUAUGGUUGCCGGCCGCCGUGGCUCUGUCGGUUUUGGCUGUGGGUUUGUUUGCCGUUUGCGGAUUUGGGGCUGUCGUCGCCGUCGCCAUGGCGUGGCUUCUGGGACGCUACUUCCCCUCGCGCACGCCGCGUGCUUCGGCACCGGAGACUCCAUUGAAGAAGAACAAGUCAACCAAGGGAUGAAGACUGAAGAGUGUUGAGAGUUUUUUUUUUUUUUUUAAAUAUUUUUGUCCAGCCCUUAAAAAAGUCGGUCUGCUUAAGUUUUUGCUUGUAUAAAUAAUAAAAUUAAAUUAAAAAAUAUUUUAUUAGUA
Molecule: messenger RNA, 600 nt
Organism: Neltuma alba
Lineage: Eukaryota; Viridiplantae; Streptophyta; Magnoliopsida; Fabales; Fabaceae
Exons: 2
Coding region: 20-472 (150 amino acids)
Biological process (GO): lipid storage
Cellular component (GO): monolayer-surrounded lipid storage body; membrane
Source: RefSeq, a predicted model, not a curated record